AUGGCGAGGUCAAAGGUUAUUGUAACGCGUCAAUUGUUUGAUGAAGCGCAAAGACUUCUUGAUGCAAAGAAGGACGAGCUAGAGGUUGUGCAAUGGCCGUCCGAAAAGCCCUGCGACCGAUCAUGGCUCCUCGAACACGCAAAAGGAGCAACAGGAAUCCUUGUGAUGCUCUCGGACAAAGUCGAUGAAGAGCUUUUGGACGCAGCUGGAUCCCAACUCAAAGUUAUCGCCUCAUUCUCUGUCGGCACCGACCAUGUGGACCGGGGCGCACUCAAGUCACGCAACAUCCGACUCGGCUAUACGCCUACAUGUCUCACAGACGCAGUCGCCGAUCUCACUAUUAUGCUCAUCUUGAUGGCGCAACGGAGAGGAGGAGAGUCGAUAUCGAUGGUUCGCAACGGCGAGUGGCCACAGAAGCCUUGGCAUCCUCUACUUAUGACCGGACCACAGAUUCGCGGGUCAACAGUGGGGUUCUUAGGGUUCGGAAGGAUCGCGCAAGCUACACUGAAAAGACUGCUGCCAUUUGGAAUCAAAAAGGCGCUCUAUCUUACUUCGACGCCUGGAAAGCCGGUAAAGGAGGAUCAUUUUGGACUAGUCCAGGAGGCUGCGAUUCCUAUCGAGUCAGCAACUGGAGCAGAUCAACUUGCGAAAGAGAGUGACGUCGUCAUCGUGGGAUGCGCGCUCACACCUAGCACAAAGCAUCUCGUGAGCACCGAUUUCUUCAACAAGAUGAAGAAACUCGCUGUGGUUGUGAAUAUCGCACGAGGGCCCGUCAUCGAUACCGAUGCGCUGGUCAGAGCACUAGACGAGGAGCAGAUCUUUGGUGCCGGGCUAGAUGUGAUUGAGAAUGAACCAAACAUUCAAGCGGAUCACCCGAUACUGAAGCAACCACGAUGUGUUCUGGUACCGCAUAUCGGGUCAGCGACUAUCGAGACGAGAGAGCAGAUGGCGACAGAAUCAGUGAAGAACGUGUUUGCCGGUCUGACAGGAGCGGCAAUGGUGAACGAAGCCGAACUAUAG
Cucurbitaria berberidis CBS 394.84 is the source of this 1020-nucleotide messenger RNA. RefSeq lists its product as uncharacterized. NCBI's taxonomy places the organism in Eukaryota, Fungi, Ascomycota, Dothideomycetes, Pleosporales, Cucurbitariaceae. Gene Ontology annotation, molecular function: NAD binding; hydroxypyruvate reductase [NAD(P)H] activity; glyoxylate reductase (NADPH) activity. The coding region runs from base 1 to 1020 and encodes 339 amino acids. The record is from RefSeq and is a predicted model, not a curated record. Gene Ontology annotation, cellular component: cytosol. The transcript is spliced from 2 exons.